This is a messenger RNA of Macrosiphum euphorbiae (potato aphid), 288 nucleotides long. Lineage: Eukaryota; Metazoa; Arthropoda; Insecta; Hemiptera; Aphididae. The record is from the annotation of a GenBank genome assembly.
AUGUCUGAUUACGAGGACGCCGACGACACCCAACAGCGGCAACCGUUGCCUUCACGUUAUACGCCGGACGGAAAGAAAGACCGGUGGUCCAGGCUGUGGCUGCACCGAAGUGGUGGCUCCGAUAAGGUUCACAACGACGAUGACGGUGUCGAUCCGGACCAAGGCGUGGAAGCCGGGCUACCGCCGCUGCCGGACAAUCUGAGAGAAGAGGGAAAGCGCAGCAAGGGACGCGGACCGGGCAGCGACCACCUGCGGCAGCUGCACGACCACCGACCGAGUAUAAUAUAA